AGAAUAGCUACCAUAGAAGAACCCGUGAAUGCCCUCCAGAGUCCACACGCUUGUUUUUCAAAGCCCAUACUGCACUUUGCCCGUCGGCAGUUGUGUGUAAAGCCUGUCCUCCGUUCCACCCCUCACGCCUCUUGAUCUCUCCUGCCAAGGGAUACUACAUCCGUUACUCUACACGUCAUCCAUCCAUCUCAACCCACGUUUCGAACCCACGACCAGCCCUCCCUCUUUCCUUCUGUCGGCCACUUCGUUUCCCAUUUCCAACAGAGUCCAUCGCGAGCGACGCCGACCGACCGACCGACCGACUGACCGAUCUCCUUGUACCCCUUCAACUCGCGCACUCGUUCGAAAGACCUCCUCACACGCGCGUCGGCUACCCCAACCACCUCCAGCUGCUGUACGGGCGAUCUCCCGCGAUGUCGCCGAAGCGCCCCCCAGCGCGCUUUCGGAAUCCGUUCUUUUCGAUAUCAUCAUCACUACUACUGCUGUUCUGCUUUGCGCUCGCGAUAACGAGUGUCGCUGCGACGAAGCCGCCCGAAAACGACGAUGGUUCGGUUACAAAGACUCACAAGGCGGGAUACUGCGCAAUGCGGGGACAGGAGAAGAAAUCCUUCUUUGGAGGACAGCUCCCGGUCUCGUACAACGGUCCUGCGGAGCCGCCGACGGCAGCGGUGAGGCAACAGCUGGUGGAUCUGUGUGGAGCCAAGUGGAGCGAAGGAAACGUCUGUUGUGACGGCGAUCAGAUUUCGAACCUCGGGUCGAACCUCAGGCGUGCCGAAGCUCUGAUCGCCUCUUGCCCCGCCUGCAAGGUCAACUUCUUCGAUCUGUUCUGCACGUUCACCUGCUCGCCCGACCAGUCGCUGUUCUUGAACAUCACGGAAACGGAUACCGCGAGCUCCGGGAAGAAGCUGGUGUCGGAGAUCGACUACUUCGUCUCGCCGACGUUUGGCGAGGGCUUUUACGACUCGUGCAAGGACCUCAAGUUCUCGGCGACCAAUGGCAACGUGAUGGAUCUGAUUGGCGGCGGCGCAAAGAACUGGGGCGACUUCCUCAAGUUUUUGGGAAAGAAGAAUCCGCCUUUUGGAUCACCGUUUCAGAUCAACUUCCCGCCGAAGAAUGAGACUGGUAGGGACAUGAAGGUCAUGCAUAAUGUUCCGAAGAAGUGCAACGAUGAGGAUGUUGCCUACCGCUGCGCCUGCAUGGACUGUCCCGCCGUCUGUCCCAUCCUACCAGAUGUCGACGAGAUCAAGGUGUGCAAGGUUGGCGCGCUUCCGUGCUGGAGCUUCGCGGUUAUCAUCAUCUACUGUGUCGGCUUGAUGCUCCUUGGAGUCUACUUGGCCUUCACUGAGGGUGUCCGGUACCGCAACAGGAGGAGAGAAAACCAGAGGCUGUUGCGAGAUUCGGAUCCCGAGCUCAGCGAUGACGACGAUGAAGGCGGAGUGUCUGGUGCCGGCUUGUCGCCGGAACGCUACCGCAGGAGAUAUGCCCUUGAUGUGUACCUGGAGUCGAUAUUCUCGCGCAUUGGAGGCUGCAGCGCGAAAUUCCCUGCCGCGACCAUCGGCAUCUCGAUCCUCAUUGUCGGUUUGCUCAGCUUGGGCUGGCUCAACUUUAGCGUGGAGACGGACCCAGUGCGUCUCUGGGUAAGCCCGAGCUCGGAUGCCGCGAAGGAGAAACAGUUUUUUGACGACAAUUUUGGACCGUUUUUCCGAACGCAACAAGCGUUCUUGAUCAACGAUACGACGGAGGCUGGAUCUUCGCCUGUUCUGAGUUAUGAGACUCUAGGCUGGUGGUUCGAUGUGGAGCAGAGAGUGCGGCGGCUCAAGAGUCUGGAGCAUGGCGUCACCCUGGAGGAUGUCUGUCUCAAUCCGACCGGCGAGGCGUGCGUCGUCCAGAGUGUUACGGCGUACUUCCACGGCAACUUUUGGGAGCUGAAGCAGAGUACCUGGAAGGAGCAGAUUCGCAUGUGCGCGGAACAGCCCGGCCAGUGUCUUCCCGACUUCGGCCAGCCGGUGAAGAAGCAGCUCGUUUUUGGCGGUUAUGAGAAGAGCGGCGAUGUGGUCGACUCCGCCGCGUUGAUGACUACGUGGGUGCUGGGAAAUCAUGCGGAAGGCAGUGAGGCUGUCAUACGCAGCAUGGAUUGGGAGCAGAGCUUGAAGAAUACGCUUCUUGCCGUCAAGGAGGAGGCCAGAGAGCGCGGAUUGAGGCUGAGCUUUUCGACCGAGAUCAGCUUGGAGGAGGAGCUCAAUAAGAGCACCAACACCGACGCCAAGAUUGUCGUCAUCAGCUACAUCGCCAUGUUCUUCUACGCCAGUAUCGCGCUCGGGAGCACGACGUUGGCACUAAAGAACAUGCUGCGCCAGCCGGCGAAGACAUUCGUCGACAGCAAGUUCACGCUCGGUGUGUUUGGCAUCAUCAUCGUGCUGAUGAGUGUUUCGGCGUCCGUUGGUCUCUUCUCGGCGAUGGGCGUCAAGGUCACUCUGAUCAUUGCCGAAGUCAUUCCGUUCUUGGUGUUGGCUGUCGGUGUCGAUAACAUAUUUCUGAUCGUGCACGAGUUCGAGAGGGCUGAUGCCGAGCAUCCUGAUGACGAGAUCGAGGAAAAUAUCCGGCGCGCCAUGGGACGGAUGGGUCCCAGCAUCCUGCUCUCUGCAACUUGUGAGACUUUGGCGUUCGCCCUGGGUGCUGUCGUCACUAUGCCGGCGGUCCGGAACUUUGCCAUCUACGCUGCGGGAGCGGUUUUCAUCAAUGCGAUCCUGCAGAUCACCAUGUUCGUUUCCGUUCUCGCUUUGAACAAGAAGAGGGUGGACUCCAACAGGAUCGACUGUUUCCCUUGCUUGAAGGCACCCAACUACGACGCAAAUUGCGAGGAACACGAGGGAGGCCUCGUCGGUGAGGUUGAAGAAGGUCUCAUUCAGAAGGUUAUCCGCAAGAACUAUGCCCCUGCUCUCCUCCAGAAACAUACCAAGGUUGCGGUCGUCGCCGUGUUUUUUGGAAUUUUCGCUGCGGCUUUGGCACUCCUUCCUUCGGUGGAGCUUGGACUCGACCAGAGAAUCGCGAUUCCCCGCGGAUCAUACCUCAUCGAGUACUUUGAUGAUCUGUACGAUUACUUUGCGGUCGGCCCUCCAGUGUACUUUGUGACCAAGGAGUUUAACGUCACGGAUCGCGAAAUACAGCAAGAACUUUGUGGCAGGUUUUCGACUUGCAGCUCGUUGUCGCUGUCCAAUAUCAUCGAGCAGGAACGCAAGCGGCCAGAGGUCUCGUACAUCUCUGAGCCUGCCGCAAGCUGGAUCGACGACUUCAUGCUCUGGCUCAACCCUUCGCUCGAGGGAUGCUGCCGCGUCAAGAAGGAUGAUGGCAGCGAGUUGUGUGGUCCCUACGACUUUCAGUGCAAAGUGUGCUUUGAGGACAGAAAUCCAGGCUGGAACAUCACACUCGAUGGGAUGCCGCAAGGACAAGAGUUCAUGGACUACCUCAAGAUGUGGGUCGAUGCACCGACCGGCGAAGAAUGCCCUCUUGCCGGUAAAGCGGCCUACUCGACUGCUAUAGUCCCCGACUACGAAAAGACCACCAUCUCCGCGAGUCACUUCAGAACGUCGCAUAAGCCGCUCACCAGCCAGGCUGAUUUCAUCGCCGCCUACGCUGCCGCCCGCCGGAUCGCAAAGGAAGUCUCGCGAACCGCAGGAACCGAGAUCUUCCCGUACUCCAAGUUCUACAUCUUCUUCGACCAGUACUCGACCAUUGUCCGGCUCACAGCGGGCCUCAUUAUUGCGGCUCUCACGGUAAUCUUUGUGGUCUCGGCAACGCUGCUGGGGAGCAUCAAAACCGGCGCCGUGGUCACCGCAACCGUUGGCAUGAUUGUCGUGGAUAUCAUGGGUGUCAUGGCUCUGUGGGGCAUCAGCCUCAACGCUGUCUCGCUAGUCAACCUCGUUAUCUGCGUUGGCAUCGGUGUCGAGUUCUGCGCUCACAUCGCGCGCGCAUUCAUGUUCCCCGCCGCAUCGGUGGUGGAACGCGCAAGAGUCAAGUUCCGCGGUAGAGACGCAAGAGCGUGGAGUGCGCUCGUGAACGUCGGCGGCUCGGUCUUCUCGGGCAUCACAAUCACCAAGCUGAUCGGCGUCAGCGUCCUCGCGUUCACGCGCAGCAAGAUCUUUGAAGUAUACUACUUCCGCAUCUGGCUUGCGCUCGUUGUCGUCGCUGCAACGCACGCGCUCAUUUUCCUGCCCGUGGCCCUGAGCUACUGCGGUGGCGAGGGCUGGCUCCCUGUCGAUGGCGAGGGCGGCCUUGAGAGCGAUCUCCUGUAUCGUCGCCUCCCGCCCGGCGUCGAGGAGGAGUUCUUUAGCUCCGAUGAGGAGGAGGAGGAGGUUAGGGCUGGAAGGACACAGGCGGUGGCGAAGAAUAAUGGACAGGGAAACGGGCGAUAAGGGGCAGGGAAGUUGUCUGACGUCUAGAUAACCAAACUACCUACUACUGCUAUGCUAUGAUGGGUUAUUAUUCACUAUGAGACGAUGAUUGUUUGUUGGAGGCUGAAUGGGUUUGAAAUGACAUGACUAGAUUGGAUUGGAUUGACCGGAUUGGAUUGGUUUGGAUUGGUUUGGAUUGGUUUGGAU
Molecule: messenger RNA, 4598 nt
Organism: Tricharina praecox
Lineage: Eukaryota; Fungi; Ascomycota; Pezizomycetes; Pezizales; Pyronemataceae
Product: sterol-sensing domain of SREBP cleavage-activation-domain-containing protein
Exons: 5
Coding region: 414-4412 (1332 amino acids)
Cellular component (GO): membrane
Molecular function (GO): lipid carrier activity
Source: RefSeq, a predicted model, not a curated record